Orbicella faveolata is the source of this 4259-nucleotide messenger RNA. RefSeq lists its product as uncharacterized. Lineage: Eukaryota; Metazoa; Cnidaria; Anthozoa; Scleractinia; Merulinidae. Gene Ontology annotation, cellular component: cytosol; nucleus. Gene Ontology annotation, molecular function: Hsp90 protein binding; Hsp70 protein binding. The record is from RefSeq and is a predicted model, not a curated record. Gene Ontology annotation, biological process: protein folding.
CUCAGGCCUUUCGAUUCUGUCCAAACUUACACAUUUUCUAAAAUUUCUUCGUCAGGUUAUUCCCAUGAGAGACUUAGAAAGAAAACAAGACAACAUAAAUAGAAAGAAAGAAAUAGAAAGAAACCAAGACCAAAAAUAAAAAUUUGGCAGAAGUCCUCGGUGCCAUGUAAGAAUUUAGGUACAUCGAGCGUGGGCUAUUCGGAAGGGCUUCUGUUGACAAACCCAACGCAACCCUCAUUUUUCCUGUUUCAUCGGGGACCUUGAGCAAGCGGUACCGGCAAAGAGAAAGCUGCUAAUCAAAGUUUUAAUUAGCGGUUUGGAAGCUCUGUGCAAGCGUUUUAUAUCUUUUACAUUUCUCGGUCGUCCUCUACAAAACUACAGUCGAACCUCUACUACCGGCCACCUCCCCACAACGGCCACUUCUCUACAGUGGCGAUAUGUGUUCGUUCCAGUCGAAUGAUUUGCUCUUAUUUUAACCUCGCAACGCUGGCCACCACCCCACAAUGACCAGUAAACUCUGUCCCUGGGGUGGCCGAUGUAGAAAGGUUUGACUGUCCUGAGAUUCUUCCAUGCGCGCGAGAUUAAGUCUUUGCGUACCUCUCAAGCUUUUCGUUCACCUCUCGCGCGCUCGUGAAGGAAACGACUGCUACGCAAGCUUAAAACCAGACUGCGAGCAGUCUCUCUCUUUUCCAGGCUCGCCUCAUUCCCUCCUCGUUUCUUUCUCUAAUUUGCGUAAUUUUAACUUGUCCAGUCGCGUGAAGGAUUUCGCGAACAAAAACCGACUUCUCUUAGGUAUAAGCUUCACGUAAGCGUCAAAUGAACAAAUUCUUCUCUUCCACAAAAGAGAAUCACGACAGCCAAUGCUCAGAAUUUUCCGCGUUUCAGUUUGGGAUUGAACGCUGUCUCUAUGUAUUUAUCUGAUAAUUCUGACAGCGUAAUAGCGCUGAUACCCUAGAGGGUAUAAAGUUUAUUGUACCACACGCCUCUGCGAUAAACACUCUACAAACACUUGGCGAUAUUGGGACCCGUUCGAGUAGGACCUCAUUUAUUUAUUGAUCAUUAACAUUGCAAGAAGACAAAGACACGGAAAAAACGUGCUUGUCACAUAACCUUGAAUACAUCAUGAAGCAGUCGUACGUUACACGAUGAUUCUCUUUCACAGUUUUUCUUAGGAGAGAGAAGUUAAGAUUUUGUUCAGGUGCUGUUAACAAGGAACUCCGCUAUAUUGACUGAAGGUAUCAGUUUAACUUACAAUAACGUUAUUUAUAAUCAUAAUCUGUUUGUGUGUAGUAAACAGUAAUCAAUUGCUUCAUUGUUAUUCAGUUUUGGCAUUCUAAAUCCACUGAACGGAAUUUCACUUGGAGAAUUAGGUCACCGCAAUAAGAAUUUAAUAUGAUAAAUUAAACUAACCUACUAUAUAUCGACUGGGAAUUUUCUACCUUAGCUCGGCCAACGGGAAAACUACUUUAAUUAAUGUUGAGACUUUCAAGUGCGUUGCAAUCAAGAAGACAGUUCCAAGUAUAUAUGUGUCUUUUGUCCGCAUUGGUUAAAUACUACAGGUCUAAUUUUGGAAAAGAAAGAACAGAGCGUCGUUUUAAGCGUACCGCAGAUCAUUCAGAGUACAAUUAACAAAGUACACCAGAACAUAAGUAGCACGCAUGAAAACUCGGUAAAGCCUGGUAUUUCCAUUUCAUUGCUUCUGUUUAAGUGAAAAAAGAACGAUUGCUAAAUAUAUCCAUUUAAGCAAAACCUUGGAUUGUUAACGGAAACCAAACACGCAGGCAGUUAUGAUAUUUCAUGUAGCUAGAGACAGAGGGCUGGGUUAAAUCUUGUAAAGGAAUUCGAAGUAAAUGAAGCAUUCUACGUAGAAAGUCAUUGAGGUGUAAACUAAUUAGUAACACAAGGAAAAUAUCGAAGUUGCAGAAUAAAUAACGCAUUUUGACUUCUGCAGGAGGCAAUAUCAACGGGGAAAUAAACGUGCGUAUCAGUAUCACUGGCUGAAGUGUAACAUGAUAGAUAGCAUUUCUGAUGCACUUCAACUUCACAAGAUUACAAUGAUAGAUCCUGAUGCACUUCAACUUAAAACAUACAUUAAGUGUUGACCUCAAUAAGAAUGCAUUUGGAGAUAAUUUAUUCAGCGCAAGGAGCUAGUGAAACAUGAAAUUUAGAGAUAAUAGAGCACUUGGAUCGUAUGGCGUUUUAAUUUUCUACAAUACUGAGCAGAGCUAUCCCGUAAAUCGAUAAUAAGACACCCAGAGAUUUAAAAGAUUUCCAAACUACAGGCUAACAUGGCGAGCAAUCCGGGCAAAGACGCAAAUGAAAGUGACGUCACAACAGCUGUUGAAGAACCAUUGGAUUUUGGUGACGAUCUUUUAAGAGCAAAAGCAGAGGUUUACAGAAAUCAAGGCAAUGAAGAAUACACGAAAAGAAAUUUUAAAAAUGCCGUUCACUUCUACACCGAAGGAAUUAAAGUGAACUGCAAGGAUAAAGAACUGAAGGCCAAGUUGCACAGUAACAGAGCCUUAGCACAUUUUUAUUUUGGAAACUAUCACGAAUCACUGAGUGAUUCAAAACGUGCCACAGAACUACAACCAGCUUAUCUCAAGGCGAUUGUGAGAGGAGCCAGCGCUUGUGUUGAGCUGAAGCAGUUUGAAGAAGCCAUCACAUGGUGUGAUAAGGGACUAGCACUUGACGAACAUAACAAAGUCUUGUUGGAAUUAAAGGCCACAUCUGUUAUCGGUAACAUAGAGUUACAACAGAAAGACGAAAAGGAAGUCAAGGAAGAGUUGGAAACCACAUCUGGGAAAGGAAAGGGUGAAGGCAACACUGAAAACGAGACUACAGUAACUGUUGAUAAAGCCCUGGAUUGCGAUGACGACUGCUUAAGAGAAAAAGCAGAAGCGUACAAGAACAAAGGAAACGAUGAAUACGGCAAAAAGAAUUUCAGCAACGCUAUUCGCCUCUACACGGAAGGAAUCAAAGUGAACUGCAAGGAUAAAGAACUGAACGCCAAAUUGUACAGCAACAGAGCCAUAGCAUAUUUUUACUUGGGGAAUUAUUAUGAUUCACUGAGCGAUGCGAAAGCUGCCACUGAAUUACAGCCAAAUUUCCUCAAGGCUUUUAUAAGAGGAGCAAGUGCUUGUGUUCAGCUGAAUCAGUUUGAAGAAGCCAUCGCGUGGUGUGAUAAGGGACUGGCAAUAUCUAACACUAACAGACAGCUUUUGGAUUUACGCGCCACAUCUGUUAAAGAACAAACCAACUCACAAAAUACAGAUGGUGUCAAAGAACAGGAGACACCCCGACCACAAACUGGAAACGACUCGAGCCUAGAAAAUCCCAUAAAAGCCAAAGAAUACUACAGUCGACGUCUUCAAAUUGCCCAAGACGAACAAGACACUGGUGGAAUAGGACAAGCGUAUGGCAAUCUUGGCAAUGUGUAUGAUUCUCUGGGAGAUCACAAAACGGCCAUAGAAUACCACAAACUGUCUAUUCUUUGCGCAAGAGAGGUGAGGGAUAGGGCCUCCGAAGCAGGUUCCUAUGGAAAUAUUGGUAUUAGUUUUGAACGCCUCGGCGACUGUAGAAAAGCUGUGCAGUAUUACAACCUACAUCUUAGCAUUGCUAAAGAAAUAGGAGACAAGAAAGGCGAAGCGUGCGCUUAUGGGAAUCUCGGAAAUGCUUUUCAAAGGCUUGGUGAUUUAAAGAAGGCCAUAGAAUAUCACGAGUUGUCUCUUAGUGUUUGUAAAGACAUAGGAGACAAGAAGAAAGAAGAACGAGCGUACGGCAACCUCGCGAUCGUUUUUACAAGUCUUGGUGAUUGUAGCAAAGCCAUAGACUACUGCAACCGACAUCUUGCUAUUGCCAAAGAGAUUGGAGAUAGGAUUGGGGAAGGUUACACGUACGCCAAUCUUGGAAUGGCCUUCUUCAGUCGUGGGGAUUUCCAACAGGCCGUACACUACCACACCCUAUGUCUUCAAGUGGUCAAAGAAGUGGGAGACAAGACAGGAGAACGACGUGCGUAUAAUAAUCUAUGCAAUGCUUACUUCCGUUUAGGUGAUUUCACAAACGCCAUGCAUUACAAUAAGCUACGCCUUGAAAUGGACAGGGGCGUAGGAGGCACUUGAAGACUGGGAACCAUGUCACAUGAUAGCCGCAAAGGAGUACGUCACGGUUCGCAUAACUUGCAAAGUUUGGCCUAAAUUUUACAAAUUCGUCGUUUGUAUUCCGUGUAAAUCUUCUCCAUCCUUAACCAUCCUUGUUCC